AUGAAUUCAUCGACAGUGUGUAAGGUUUUAGUACAUUUUGGAUUUUUACUUUUCUUGCUGAUAAUCUUCUGUAUUGCCCAGCUUGCAUUCGUUCUGGCUUUAGGCAGGAAAGAUGACACUCGCCUGGAAGUAUGGUAUGUGUGUAUAGGGUUUGUGCUGAUCAUACCAGAAGUUGUUCAUAUCAUACAAAUACUUUGGUGUGCAUCUUUCCUGACUGAUGGGAAAAUGAAAAAAUGGCCAUUGUUCCGAGGGAUAUGCAGUGGCAUCAUUCUUAGCAUCAUCGAGGCCGGCUGUAUAUCUCUGUUGACAUACAUAAUUUUACCCCGGGUACCAGGUUACGUGAUACUUCCGUUACUGAACCUGACACUGCUACCGGAAUUGUCACUAUCAGUUAAGGCAAUUCAAACCAAAUAUCUACACACAUGUCUGGAACCCACAUUGAAGAUUUUAUGCUGCACGGCUCUCCUUCUAGCUGGAGUGAUAUCAAGUAUUUUUUUAUCAACUUCGGGUAUACUCCUACCAUACCAAGCCGCGCUGCUACCACUUUCAUUAAUCGGUGCGUCAGUUACCUUGCAUACUCCCGUCCAAAACCACAUCCAUGGAAAUUCUGAGGCAUCGUUACACAACACGUCACUGCUGUAUGGAUCAAUGAGGACCUUUACGUAUAUUUUGUUUUGUAUAUUAUGUUUCAACAGUGACACAAAUGGAUUUAUAUCCCUAGAUCUCCGACAUUUAAUGUAUGGGUUUCAAGUAUUUAGUAUUUUGGAAAAUUUUCAUAUUUUGAUUUCUGUGCAUUGCACACUUUCAUUUGUUUCACUGCUAUCGUAUAUUGUUCCAAAGAAAUCUCAACUUUCCACGUUUUUCCCAAGUUUUUUAUCUCCCAUCUUAAUUUCAAUAUUUUUCAUAGUCCGUAUUAUGCAUGGGCCAGUCAAUUUCGAUAUGAUUGAUAUAUCUAUUGAAGAUAUACCUGUAACGGCCGACCUAAUCGUCGUUAUUACCACGUCUGCUGUUUUGGCUAUGCUUCCAUUGAGUUUGGUAUUUAUACCAAUGUGUUUUCAAACACAUGGAGAUAGUGUGGAAGCUGCUAAGCAACAAAGGACUUUGCAACGUUACAAUUCCGUGCUGCUUCUCCAGUUUAUGUUGAUACAACAGAAAGUGUUUGGAAAACAUCUUAGUGAAGCGAAGGAACGUGCGAUGAACAAACCAUCUCGAGUCUUUAUUUGUACUACAAUGUACCAGGAAGCUGAGCAUGAGAUGGAUAGGCUUCUCGAAAGUUUAGAUCGUGUAAUGACGUCACAGAAACUCAAAGAAAAUGGCAUCAACAUUGAAUCUCACAUAUUUCUUGAUAAUGGUGCAGAUGGUAAAGAAAUGAAGGAUUUUGGUAAACAGUUACUAUUUUUGGUAGAGGAAAGGAUUGAUCUUCGACCAGAGUCUGGGAUUAUGUUGUACACACCGUACGGGAUACAGCUACAUUGGGUGUUGGAAUGUGGCACGCCAUUGUUCAUACAUCUUAAAGACACGAAAAAGGUGAAGGCAAAGAAACGAUGGAGUCAGGUGAUGUAUUUAGAAUACAUUCUCCAAUACCGAUCCAAAUGGGGAGGUAUGCAAACUCCUUACGAGUCUAAGACGAUGUCUUCCAAUCCUUCGUUCACAGAGUCUUUAGAUAGGUUAAAUGACUAUUACUUGCCUAGUAGCAACAGUGGUGGAGACAAGACGACAUUUUCCAGCAGUAAUUAUUUGGACAUUCCCGACAUCAUUCUUAAUCAUGCCGGUGACGAUACGGAUGGCAGUUCAGCUGACAAUUUCGCAAUAGAUAUGGCGUCAAAUGACGGAAGUCUUUUUCCAAGUGAAACUCGCAGUCGAGCUGGAAGUGAUUUGUUUGUCAAAGAAACACCAUUGGAAAUUCAUACGCAGGAAAGUACUAUUUUCUCUGUGUCUCUCUCUAUGUCAAAUAUAGCUGGUCCUUCUCUGUCGAGAUCAAAGGAUGAUUAUAUCCUGAUGACGGACGCCGAUAUGUCAUUCGACGAAGAAGCUGUCCUUGCAGUCGUGGAUGUCUGCAAGAAAGACCCAGAUGUUGGGGGAGUUUGUGGAAGGACCUGUCCAACUGGUCUGUACAGACAUCCCAUACUCUGGCUGCAGAUGUUUGAAUUUGCAAAAGAUUUCUGGAUGAUAAAGAGCUCCCAGAAUGUGAUAGGAUCUGUAAUGUGCUGCCCGGGAUGCUUCAGUCUGUUUCGCUUUGAAGCCCUAUCUGAUAUCUUUUCUACAUAUUCGAGUCCUACAGAGACGGUGAUGGAUGUAUUUACAAAGGACAAUGGAGAAGACCGUUGGAUGUGUACGCUGAUGAUGCUGAAAGGGUGGAAACUCCGAUACACACAAGCAGGACAGAACAGCACUUUUUGUCCGGAGACUACCCUAGAGUUUAUGAAGCAACGGAGGCGCUGGCUUCUCUCAGACUACACAAACGCCUUACUUGUGAUUCAAAAUAUCGCCAAUUUGAUGACCUCUAACUCCGUUUUUUCGUUGACAUACGUAUUAUAUUUAAUACAGUUGUUCCUUAUUAUGGUCCUGUAUCCUGGUGCAACCGUAAUGAUGCUGUCGCUAGGUCUGGAACUGGGUUCAGGAAUACCCCUUUUCGCCAUAACACCAACAUUUUACAUUUUGAUCGUUGGCUACAGUAUAAUCUUGAUCAAAGACAUCCCAGCUUCGGUACAACUGGUGAUAUCAAAAGUUCUAAUAAUAUUGCUGGGGUUGGGAACCCUGUACGUAUUUGGUUCGACGUCUGUGAUUAUAGUCAAAGCACUGAUUCAGGAUUACCAGGAGCAAACCAUGGGACACAUCGAGUAUGUACUGAUACUAUCCCUAGCGGCUACUUACCUACUAGCCGGUCUUCUUCAUCCUUCAGAACUCCACCUACUGGUGUAUGGCCUGCCUUACAUGUUCUUUCUACCUCUACUGAACAUCAUCCUGCCAGUGUAUGCAUUGUGUAAUAUUAUUGACCAAUCCUGGGGUACGAGGGACAAUCAAUUGGCAAAGGUACCAAAGUUUUUAAGUCUUCCGAAACUGAAAAAGCGAAAAAAGAAAAAGAAGGCAAGGUCGCUGUCAUCAUAUCGAGGAUCGUACACAAGUUUGAACAGUUCUGUGUUGGACCUUCAAAACUUCAACGAAGACGAGGUUUCGUUCUGGGAAAAAGUAGUGAAUGAUUUAGUAGGGGUAAAUGUUCAGGGAGGAAUGACAGCGGACGAAAGGACAGAAGGACUCCGUGUGAUGAGAAACAAGGUAGUGGCUUGGUUUCUGUCUAUCAACGCUGUGUGGGUCAUUGUACUAUGUGGAUGUUAUGGACUUUUGCUCCAGCUGAUGGACAACAAAACAAUUUUCAGUGUUGUUAUGAUAUCGUCGCUAGGUCUCACGCCUUUAAUACAGGUGACAGGGAUGAUUGUGGACAGAAGCUGUGUUCUAUUUAGAAUGAUCAGUAAAUAUCUAUAA
Molecule: messenger RNA, 3483 nt
Organism: Ylistrum balloti
Lineage: Eukaryota; Metazoa; Mollusca; Bivalvia; Pectinida; Pectinidae
Exons: 10
Coding region: 1-3483 (1160 amino acids)
Cellular component (GO): cell periphery; cell septum
Molecular function (GO): chitin synthase activity
Source: RefSeq, a predicted model, not a curated record